This is a messenger RNA of Lathyrus oleraceus (garden pea), 1322 nucleotides long. RefSeq names its product ervatamin-B. NCBI's taxonomy places the organism in Eukaryota, Viridiplantae, Streptophyta, Magnoliopsida, Fabales, Fabaceae. Bases 13 to 1149 code for a protein of 378 amino acids. The transcript is spliced from 4 exons. The record is from RefSeq and is a predicted model, not a curated record. Gene Ontology annotation, biological process: proteolysis. Gene Ontology annotation, molecular function: cysteine-type peptidase activity.
UUCUAACAAAAAAUGAAGAUUUCCUACACCUCAAACCGAUUUCUCCUGUUCAUCAUCUUCACUGCAUGCUUAUGUUUAUACUUUGCUAUUCAAAAGAAAAAACCUGAUGAAAAUGAAGAUAUCUUAAUUAUACCUUCCAAAUUUGAGAUCCCAACGAGUAAGUACACCACCACAUCGGGUCUUAUACUUGAUAAGCUCCCUAAUGAAGAUGAUGUUAUAGAAUUAUUUCAAGUAUGGAAGAAAGAAAAUGGACGAGUCUACCAUGAUGUUGAAGAGAUGUCAAAGAAAUUUGUCACUUUUGUUUCAAAUUUGAAGUAUAUAGUAGAGAGUAAUGCAAAGAGAGAGUCACCUGAUAGCGCCCAUCUUGGUCUGACCAACUAUGCUGAUUUGAGCUCCACGGAGUUUGAAGAAACAUACAUGACCUUAAACACUGACGCCAUGGAUAUUGUGAACGAUGAUGAUGUUGAGGACGUAACAUGUAGCAAUCCACCUUCAACCUUGGACUGGAGGUCGAAGGGAGCUGUCACUCCUGUUAAGGAUCAAGGCCUUUGUGGUUGUUGCUGGGCAUUCGCAGCUGUAGGGGCAAUUGAAGGAAUAGUUGCAAUAAUGACAGGGAAGCUUAUCUCCCUUUCAGAGCAAGAGCUUCUAGAUUGUGUACCAGAUGGAAGUUGUUAUGGAGGAAGUGUGGACAGCGGGUUCAAUUGGGUAGUACGAAACAAAGGGAUUGCAAGACAAACAUCUUAUCCUUAUACUGCAAAGAAGGGUGUUUGCAGAGCCUCCAAGAUUCAAAACAGUGCAAAUAGUGGUAUUGAUUCAUAUAAGGCCGUGGCGAGAUCAGAUAGGGGACUAUUGUGUGCAGUUGCUUACCAGCCUCUAGCUGUUAUGAUUUAUGCCAAGACACCAAAAUUUCAACAUUACACCGGUGGAAUAUUUAGAGGAGAAGACUGUCCGUUGGAUUCUACGAUUGUAACUCACAACAUGGUCGUAGUGGGUUAUAAUUCCAAAAACAAUGAAGAUUAUUGGAUUGUGAAGAAUUCACAUGGGACAAAAUGGGGAAUACAUGGUUAUAUGUGGAUCAAAAGGGACUAUACUAAACAGUAUGGAGUGUGUGCAAUCAAUAGAUAUGCUUAUUUUCCGGUCAAAAAAUAAAAGACUACAUUUGAAGAAUAAGUUAAAGCAAGGGUUAUGGUUUUGUGAGUCUAGAGUUUAUUAUGUGGUUAUUCUUGAUGUUGUUUUGAAUAUGUCAAUUCUCUUGUUCAUAAUUGUUAUUCUUGAUGUGACAGAGAGCAGUUAUGAUAAUAAAAUAGUUGGUAUUUUAUGAU